AUGUCUGUCAAUGUGCUGGGUGNGUCCGCCCUUCCUCCCGAGAUCAGCUCGCGGAUUUUCAGCGGGCUGGAUGUGGAGAGCUUGUGCCACGCGUCCGUGACGUGCAAGGGCUGGCACCGCGCCAUCGAGGGCAACGAGCGGCUGUGGCGGCACCACUGCCUGGCCGUGCGCGCCGUCUGCCAGCGGGAGAUCGACAGCGACCGGGGGAACGGCUUCUCCUGGAAGAUUACAUUGUUGAGAAACUACUGGAAAAGCAAAGUGAAGCAAGAAUGGCUUAGUGGGAAAUACAGUAACAUUCCUUCACAAUUCAGCUUGCCAGAGAAAAGUGCCCACAUCUACAGGUCAAGGAAGAAACACCAGCCAGGUGAAAUGGGCAACUCUGAAGUGCUUUCAAGAACAGAAGUUUGUGUGUGCUGAGGUGCUUGCAAAUGUUUCCUGCCUGCACAACUCAACUGUGCAACAAGGCCUUAAACCAGCCAGGCUUCUGUGAGGAAAAAAGGCUUCCCUCCUGCACAAAACCCUGUGAGCUGCUGCACAGCUGGGUAUCAAAAAGACCAGCACUUAGACCAGAAGCUCAGCAUUUUAUUUCUGCAUCUCCAAAACCACCUCUGGUGUUUUUAAUAACACCUGUUGGUGUUAGAACCUUCCUUGCAACUACUCACUGUUGCAGUGCUCCGUUUUUGAAGUGACUAGCUGACAGUGUGGCUUUAUUUCGUCAUGAUGCAGGAUGUGGCUUUGGGCCAUUGCCUUUAACAGACUAAAUGAAAAGGCAUGCAUGAGGUAUUUAAUCACCACAGACUUUUAAUCAGACCACUCAGAUUUCAAGGCUUAUUUUGUUGAGCUCAGAGCUGGGAUCAGCUGUUUCAGCCCACCAGAGGUGACAGGAAGACAAUAAAAGCAUACAGCUGGGAGGACUGAGGUAGUGGUGGUGUUAUUUUUUUUUACUUUCCCUCCAAAUGAACUUGGAAUGAGGUAUCUUGGGUUCCCAAGAGCAUGUUGACACUUGGCACAGUUGUUUUCACCAUAUUGCUUGUUCAGAAAAGUCCAUCUCCAAAACCAUAGAAGAAGUCACCUGCUACAUUUAAGAGCAGCAGCUUCUUGAUCAGCACAACACUAAGAAUUGAGCACUGGGGACCAGAGAGGUUCAGGCCUCCGUGCUAAGGGCUAGACCCACUUCUGCUAUUCUGGUAAACCAAAAAGCCCAGGCUACAGGUUGAAAGGGAAAAAGGAGGGAGGCGAUGGAUUGCAAACUCAGAGAUCCUGGAGGAGCUAGCAAGAUGAAACCCAAGAGGAUAUUUCUAUAUACUGGCACAGUUUGCUGCAAUCUCCCCCAACUCAUCAGAACCACCCUGUCCAGCACUGCCAACCCAUGCCCAGCAACUAUGGGUUUACAAAGCCAGAGGGGA
Molecule: messenger RNA, 1406 nt
Organism: Cyanistes caeruleus (blue tit)
Lineage: Eukaryota; Metazoa; Chordata; Aves; Passeriformes; Paridae
Gene: FBXO48
Product: F-box protein 48
Biological process (GO): SCF-dependent proteasomal ubiquitin-dependent protein catabolic process
Cellular component (GO): SCF ubiquitin ligase complex; cytoplasm
Molecular function (GO): protein binding
Source: RefSeq, a predicted model, not a curated record